AUGCAACUCGUCAACUACGCAGCUUGGAUCCCCUCCGGAAAAGCACCCUUGGUCGUCGCAACAGCCCCAUUCCCCGACCUAGCUCCCAACGAGCUGAUUCUCAAGAACCACGCCGUGGCAAUCAACCCUGUGGACUGGAAGAUCCAAGCCUCGGGCGGCUUCGGCCUCUCUUACCCAGCCAUCCUGGGAGAAGAUGUCGCGGGUGAGGUUCUCGAGGUGGGCAAGGACGCCGAGGCCUUCAAAAAGGGCGAUCGCGUCAUCGCCCACGCGCUGGGGUUGGGGAGUGGGCCCCCCUACGGCGGCUUUCAACUAUACCCCCGGGUGAAGGUGGCCACUGUGGCCCGGAUUCCUGAUGAUCUGGAGUUCAAGCGCGCAGCGGUGUUGCCAUUGAGCGUCAGCACCGCGGCGGCGGGGCUGUACCUCAAGGGGACUUUGGGGCUACGGUACCCACAGCUUGGAGGCGGCAGUAGUGCAAUUCCUCGCUCCACGCCGCCGCCCCCACAGCCGACGACGAAGAAGAAGAAGAUGAACGACGUGCUCCUCCUCUGGGGCGGAUCCUCGUCCGUCGGAUCCUCGGUGAUCCAGCUGGCCGUGGCGUCGGGCUACGACGUCGUCACGACGGCAUCACCGGCAAACUAUGCCUACUGCAAAACCCUGGGCGCUUCUCUUGUCCUGGAUUAUCAUAACCCCGACAUCAUACCGAUCUUGAUAGCGCUUCUGAAAGAGCACGGCAGUGCUGUGGUGGGUGCUUAUGACGCCAUUGGCGCGGACGCCACGGUCCGCCAGUGCGCCACUGUGCUGCAUGCGUUUGGAGGUGGGACUGUCGCCAGCGUUGUCUCUGCGCCGGAUGAUCUACCCAAGGGAGUCAAGGUCGUGAGGGUAGGGAGCACGAAUAUCGUGAGCCAGGAAGAUGGAACGGUGGCCAAGAAGAUCUGGGGCGACUACCUGCCUGCUGCGCUGAAAGAUGGGGCAUUCAAGGCCGCGCCGGAGGAGCUUGUGGUCGGGAAUGCGCUGUAUUUCGUGCAGGGUGGGCUGGACAGACAGAGGAGCGGCGUCAGUGCUAGGAAGGUUGUGGUGACGCUCUGA
This is a messenger RNA of Cladophialophora yegresii CBS 114405, 1086 nucleotides long. RefSeq lists its product as uncharacterized. Bases 1 to 1086 code for a protein of 361 amino acids. Gene Ontology annotation, molecular function: oxidoreductase activity, acting on NAD(P)H. The record is from RefSeq and is a predicted model, not a curated record. Lineage: Eukaryota; Fungi; Ascomycota; Eurotiomycetes; Chaetothyriales; Herpotrichiellaceae. The transcript has a single exon.